CUAUUCAUGGAUUGUUAGGCACGACAAGUUUCUUGUCGAAAUCUUCCAUCUAACGACAACCUAAGGCAGCAUAGUUAAUAUUCUAUUAUAUAUUGACGCCCCCUGCUCAGUAGUCAUUCCUCCAUAAUGCCUACUGCACAUCCUGGUUAUCAUUGUCUUCACUUGUAUGCUGCCCAUACAUUUCACCGCUUCCUUAAGUCAGCCGCGAGGAAACCCGCAGAGACUACCAUGGUUGACCGCAAACACUCAGAAGAGGCUGAGCUUCCUCAUAUAGAACUCGAGAACACCUCCACAGACAUAGCUGAUAUACUUCCCAAUCAUCCCCGAAACGUCGCUAUCCAAUUCAAGGCAAGCACUUAAAAGCCAGAAGAUGGAUUUGAUCUGGCACACAAAGCUAAGGCGGACAAAUCAGACAAGGCAGCUCUUGGGGAAGGAUCGGAGAUUGUCAUAAAAUGAGGUGAGGUUAUGGCUACAAUGUGCGAGGUCAAUCAUCGUGGCCGCUAUCUACUCCUCAUGUCAUUUUACCAUCAAAUUGACCACCGCCGCCAACUUCUCAAGCUAUCGGAAUGUAGUUCUCCAUCCGACGUCCAGGCAUUCCAGCCAUUCCUUCGAGGUCUUCCAGAAUGCAAGACGUUAACAUCUCAAGCAUUGACAUCAUAUCUGAACCAAGAUCAUCCCGAACCAGUUUUCAGAUUAACAAAAUGGAUGCAAUCGGCAUUUGGGCAGAAAAUCUAUCCCCCACCCGAGUUGUUGAGGGUCUCUGGUUUUUCAGACAAUGCAUGGCAAUUUGCCGUCGUCAAUCCACCAACGUGAAUACAAGAUCGGUUUGAUGGAGCUGUCAUGUUCCAUGGCCAGACCUCCGUACGAUGGUAUGGUACCGCUAUCAAUACAUUUCACUCCAUCCUUCAAAAUGGUUUCCUGACGGAUAAAAUCUGGACUGCAGGAAUGCCCGGUGUCUUAUGGCGAUAUGCUUUCAAGAAGGGGGCUCGCGAAGCACUUGAAGCGGUUCGUCAUCCACUAUUUGAUCAUGGUGUAUUAUUAGGUCUCGAAGUUGCCGGGCCUCCCAAUAAGAAUAUCGUCACCCAUCUACAGGUUGAGGCUGACAGAUACAUGGUGAGAUAGAUAUAUCUUCUUACUGCCUCCGGACACGCCAAAACCUAGUGCUAGAUCUUUAAGAUAUAUAACUUUAUCGAUGGAGGCGGCAUAUAGGGAGUGGCCCAGGCCAGUGGAAGAUUGAUCGUAACGAAUUUGAGGAGGACGUGAUGGUCCUUGUGGUUCACGGUCACAGGCAGCGAACGUGCAUCUAGAAAACCUUUAUGGUCUGAGAUUUAGCUAGCAAUUUAAAAAUACCCUCGUCUCAUUUCACUGUAAUCAUUAUCCUAACCUUAUCUGUUUUCUAAUCUUCGUGAUGUAAUUGCUCAAGGGGAGGAUAAUUUAGAUUUGACUUGCUUGAUACAGUACUCAAUAGUCCGGAUCCGGAAUGC
This is a messenger RNA of Sclerotinia trifoliorum, 1484 nucleotides long. The record is from the annotation of a GenBank genome assembly. NCBI's taxonomy places the organism in Eukaryota, Fungi, Ascomycota, Leotiomycetes, Helotiales, Sclerotiniaceae.